Messenger RNA from Rhizophagus irregularis DAOM 181602=DAOM 197198, 314 nucleotides. The record is from RefSeq and is a predicted model, not a curated record. Lineage: Eukaryota; Fungi; Glomeromycota; Glomeromycetes; Glomerales; Glomeraceae.
AAAAUAUCAAAUUCUAAAAUAAAAAUAAUAAUUUUUUCUAAAUGCUUAUUAAAUUAUCAAAGCAUAUAAUUAAGCAUUUCAUCCUUAUUCUUCGCUCAUUCAUUCUAUUUAUCCAUCAUUCAUUCCUCAUUACUCCAUCCCAUGAUUGUUUUAUAUAUAAUUUAAAAAACUUCGUUGUCAUCAUUCACUUAUAUUACAUACUGAGAUGAGUGGUAAAUACUUUUGAAGUUCACUUCAAACAAUAAUUCAAUUUAUUUUACAUGAAUUAUUAAUCAAUAUGAAGCAAAACAAAAUUAAUUCUUAUUAAUUUAUUU